This is a messenger RNA of Culicoides brevitarsis, 756 nucleotides long. RefSeq names its product lactosylceramide 1,3-N-acetyl-beta-D-glucosaminyltransferase-like. The record is from RefSeq and is a predicted model, not a curated record. Gene Ontology annotation, cellular component: Golgi membrane. Gene Ontology annotation, molecular function: hexosyltransferase activity. The transcript is spliced from 2 exons. The annotation marks the transcript as partial. NCBI's taxonomy places the organism in Eukaryota, Metazoa, Arthropoda, Insecta, Diptera, Ceratopogonidae.
CAACCUCCAUGUCCCGUUGAAGGAAUUGAUCUCGCAGUUUUUGUUGAAUCAGCUCCUAAUAAUUUCAAAAAACGUCAAGUUAUUCGACGAACGUGGGCAAAUCAAACAGAAAAUGGCAAAUUUGGUCGAUUUCGAGUGUAUUUCACUCUUGGAACAGUUAAAUCGAAGCAGAAACAAGACGAAAUCAUCUCCGAAAAUGAAAAAUAUCACGACAUAAUUCAAGGAUCCUUUGUCGAUGAUUAUCGAAAUCUCACUUAUAAGCACGUUAUGAGUCUAAAAUGGGCAAAAUAUUUCUGUGGAAGUGCAAAAGUCGUUUUAAAAACUGAUGACGAUAAUUUCGUUUACGGGCGUUUGUUUCAUGAGAAUCCGAUCGGACGAAGUUCAAAGGAUAGACAUCGAGUGACAGAAGAAGAGCUUCAAGGCAAAUUUUAUCCAGAUUACAUCGGAGGUUUCGCGAUAUUUUAUGCCCAAUCGACAGUUGGAAAGAUUUACGAAGUUGCGAACAUUUUGCCGUUUUUGUGGAUUGAAGAUGCCUUUGUUAGCGGAGUAGCGAGAGAAAAAACGGGAAUCAAUGCAACAGAUGGAGGAGUUUUGGUAUAUGGAAGAGGCGUAAAACAAUUGAAGGAAUUUGUGAAUGCAACUAAAAUUGAACAUCAAAAUGUUUUUGUGGCGUGUUAUGAUUUUUACAUUCUUAACGAAGGCGACGACGUAUGGAAAGGCAUUAAAAAAUUUAAUGAAUUAUCAAAUAUUUCGUAA